GAGGGAGAGAAGAACGAGUUUGGCGAGAAAUUUGUCGGCGGCGGGCUGGGCUUGGCAGUUGCCAAGAUGGACCGCAGCGACCGGGCUAGGUUCGGCAGCUUGCGGCGGCCGCUGAUCCUCAUGACACGGCCCGAGACGGAUCUGUUCUGCCUAGAGCAGGAGGGACUGUGGUGGUGGCACAAUCGCGACAGUCUUAGCCUCUUCAUUUCUCACCUCUCCGAGAAGAACUGGGACGCCGGCAAUCUCAACCACAUCGGCCUCAAAUGCACCGAGGGUGUCUGGGACCGUCGAGGGCGUCUUGAAGCCCAAGGCCACUACAUGGUUCUUCUAUUGUCGCUCUUCAGCGGAACCAGCAAAAUGCCAGUGCCUGGUGGACACUUUUGGAAGCGAUUCUGGUUCAUCUACGGGGGCGUCAAGCGGGCAGCGAAAGCCGUCGAGCUGGACUACCGGAACAGGCACGUGUUCCGCAUGCAGGGCGGCAACCUCGUCGAGCUCAAAAAAGGCGACGACGGCGAGCAUGGCUGGCUGUUCGCGGGCGACGAGGCCGACGGCCGGGCCGAUCUGAGGGCCCUUCUGUCUUGUAAGGGCAACGUAGACCGCUUCAUCCGCCGCUAUGAUGGAUACGCCGACGAGGCCCCAGAUCCACGUGAAAUUAAAAAUGUCGAAGGCUGGUGGCCGAGGCUGGGCGUUCUUGUGCGCAUCCCGGACUCCUUAUGAACUCUGACCCUCCGGCAUCGGGGCGGUUUUAGAUUGGCGUUGUCGAGCUGCUAAUUAUCUAAUUACACGAGCUGCUUUGCGGGCGAGGAAGGGGAGACGGCAAACAAAUGAACCGAAAGCACCUUGUACUUACCACGAAUUAUUACUCAAAUAACG
Molecule: messenger RNA, 873 nt
Organism: Lasiosphaeria miniovina
Lineage: Eukaryota; Fungi; Ascomycota; Sordariomycetes; Sordariales; Lasiosphaeriaceae
Exons: 1
Coding region: 67-717 (216 amino acids)
Source: RefSeq, a predicted model, not a curated record